AUCCACGAAUCACGACAACAACGACCAAAAGUAGUAGUUCCCGCUAGCAACCAAUUCUCGGAUUAGCUUCUUGUGGCGUGCGGUUCUUCGGUUUCAACGUCCACCACUGACCACACCGAUUUUCACAUCAUCUUCGUCUUCUUUUCCAUCUAUCUACAACCCAAACAAGAGUUCUGAUCAAAUCGUGCAAUGGCGGCAUCAAUUUCCAGGUUUAUUACCAAAGAUUGUAGAUUUCAGUCGUGUGAUGCUGUUCAAAGAAGAAUUGGGUUCUUUUCUGUAAGGUUGCUUCAAACCCAGUUAGAUCAAAGAGACAAUGAUAGUCAACGGCUAGGACUCUCCAACGUUACACAGAAUCCAGUUCUUGCUCUUUCAGCUAGAAAUUCAACAAAUAGGAGAUCACAAUUUAUCUGCAAAGCAGUGACAAAUGUACCUGAGAAUGAUCCAAGUAGCAGUCAAACGGGAAUGACACGAUAUGAACAAAUAAUCGAAACGCUCACAACUCUAUUUCCUGUUUGGGUCAUAUUGGGUACUAUCAUUGGCAUCUAUAAACCUGCUGCGGUAACAUGGUUGAAAACAGACCUUUUCACACUUGGCUUGGGUUUUCUUAUGCUUUCAAUGGGCUUGACUUUGAAAUUUGAAGAUUUCAGAAGAUGUUUACGUAAUCCUUGGACUGUGGGAGUUGGAUUUCUUGCUCAAUACUUGAUUAAACCCAUUUUAGGCUUCUUUAUAGCCAUGACAUUGAAACUCUCUGCACCUCUUGCGACAGGCCUUAUCUUGGUUUCUUGUUGUCCUGGAGGCCAAGCAUCGAAUGUUGCUACUUAUAUUUCUAAAGGAAAUGUUGCUCUCUCUGUUCUUAUGACAACAUGUUCGACUAUUGGGGCAAUUAUUAUGACACCACUUCUUACCAAGCUUCUCGCCGGUCAGCUUGUUCCGGUUGAUGCAGCUGGCCUUGCCAUCAGUACUUUCCAGGUUGUCCUGGUGCCAACUCUAGUCGGAGUGCUAUCAAAUGAAUAUUUCCCACAAUUCACUUCGAGGAUAAUUACUAUUACGCCUCUUAUUGGAGUUAUCUUAACUACCCUUUUGUGUGCAAGUCCUAUUGGACAAGUUUCCGAAGUUUUGAAAACCCAAGGGCUACAAUUACUGCUUCCUGUGGCUAUCUUACAUGGUGCUGCAUUUGCUAUUGGUUAUUGGCUUUCGAAAAUAUCCUUUGGUGAAUCAACUUCUCGUACAAUCUCCAUAGAGUGUGGGAUGCAGAGCUCUGCUCUUGGGUUUUUACUUGCACAGAAACAUUUUACCAAUCCUCUUGUAGCUGUGCCUUCAGCUGUAAGCGUUGUUUGCAUGGCGCUGGGUGGAAGUGGUCUUGCUGUUUAUUGGAGGAACAAACCGAUUUCAGUUGAUGACAAAGAUGACUUCAAGGAAUGAUUAUGAAAAAUUACUAACAUCUUUGAGUUGAGAAUUCAGGUAUUAAAAAGAAAGGAAUAGAUUAAUAAUGUUAUUUUGUAAUAAUUAAAGUUUGGAUUAAGUAGGUUUAUAUUAAUACAAUCAGUGUAUAUACAAAAUUGUGCUCAGAUUUAAAACCAAACACAAUAACUAGAAAUUAAUCUAACUUUUAUUAAUAAAACUAGGUAGGUUCUA
Molecule: messenger RNA, 1635 nt
Organism: Impatiens glandulifera
Lineage: Eukaryota; Viridiplantae; Streptophyta; Magnoliopsida; Ericales; Balsaminaceae
Product: sodium/pyruvate cotransporter BASS2, chloroplastic
Exons: 13
Coding region: 190-1422 (410 amino acids)
Cellular component (GO): membrane
Source: RefSeq, a predicted model, not a curated record